Messenger RNA from Oryzias melastigma (Indian medaka), 3211 nucleotides. RefSeq names its product CD248 molecule, endosialin a (gene cd248a). Lineage: Eukaryota; Metazoa; Chordata; Actinopteri; Beloniformes; Adrianichthyidae. The transcript has a single exon. Gene Ontology annotation, cellular component: external side of plasma membrane; extracellular matrix. Gene Ontology annotation, molecular function: calcium ion binding; extracellular matrix binding; extracellular matrix protein binding. The record is from RefSeq and is a predicted model, not a curated record. Gene Ontology annotation, biological process: cell migration. Bases 230 to 2458 code for a protein of 742 amino acids.
CUUCUCGCCGGGGCUCCCACCCCCUUCCCACGUUGGUCCUCCCCCCGACACUGUGGGACGGUUGCUUGGUCUCUGCUCUGAUGCAGAUUAGACCCAGUGUUGUGGAGUUGAGAUCACAGGCUGACUGAUGAAGGGAUAAAGUAGACAAAGGCGAGCAGGAAAAGUGUUGGAUAUAGUGAAGAGUGUGGACAUAGUUAGGGGGGCAGAAAGAGGAGGGACGCUAAAGAAAAUGGGCUUUCAGGUGGGCAGUUCUGCUGCUCUCCUCGUGCUCUCCCUGUGGACUGUUUUCUUUGACAUUUCUUCUGUUCUGGGUCAGGACCUUCAAGAGAGGGAUGCUAUCUGCACUCCAGCCGGCUGCUAUGUGGUCCACUUCCAGCGCAAGAUCUUCCUGGACUCGUGGAGAACCUGCAAGCAGAUGGGUGGCAACCUGGCCACAAUCAAACGGAAGGAGGAUGCAGCUGCCAUCGCCUCCCUUUUCUCCACUCUGGAUUUACGGCAGUCGCGCUCCCGGGUCCGGGUGUGGAUUGGACUGCAGCGCCAGCCUCGGCAGUGCACACCCGCUCGCCCGCUCAGGGGGUUCUCCUGGACUACCGGCGAUCAAGACACCCAGUAUACCAACUGGCAGAGCGACUACAACAUGGCUUCAUGCAUGGUUCCUCGUUGCGUGGUUUUGCGCUACGGGAUUAACGAGCAUGCGGACAACUUCAAGUGGAUGGACGGUUCCUGCUCCGUCCCGGUCGAUGGGUUCCUGUGCCACUAUUCCUACAGAGGAAUGUGUCCUGCCUUGAGGAAUGAGGGUGGAGGAAACCCCUUCUAUGCGACACCAUUCAACCUCAUGAGCACACUCUUAACCCAUGUACCGUUUGGAUCUGUUGCUACGGUACCAUGCCCUCCAGGUACCAGGGAAGGGCAACCGGUUUUGUGCACACUGAGGGAAGAUGGACGUGUGGGAUGGUCACGGGGCCCCCCGUUUUGCUCGGAUCUCCUACCAUCCAGCAUGUGUGAGAUCAAUAACGGGGGCUGUGAGCAGCUCUGCAGAUCAGUCAACGGUCACUUCUUCUGUGAGUGUUUUCAAGGGUACGAGCUGCGAAAUGACGGACUGACCUGCGAGCGGGUGAAUAUUUGUGACGUGGCCUCCUGUGAGUACGAGUGCCUGACUCUCAUGGAUAACUACCGCUGCGCCUGUCCGGAAGGAUACAUGCUGAAACGAGACCAGCACAACUGUGAGGAUGUAAACGAGUGUCUUCAGAGUCCCUGUGAGCAGCUCUGUGAGAACACGCCGGGAUCCUUUCACUGCAGCUGCCACAAGGGCUUCUUUCAACACUAUGAUGGUCGCUGCCAGGACAUAGAUGAGUGUCUGGACGACCCGUGUGAUCAAGUUUGUGAGAACACUCGUGGAUCCUUUAUCUGCCACUGCAGCCUCGGCUAUGAAAACGACCCAGACGAUUUAACCCAAUGCCAAGACAUCGAUGAAUGCCAAAGCCCGGACGCCUGCGAACACAUGUGCGCCAAUUCUGAAGGGAGCUACGAGUGCUACUGUAAGGAGGGCUAUGAGCUCAUGGCGGACCAGUCUUCCUGUGUGCACAGAGGCAGCGGUGAGCACCAGUCGAUCGUCACCACUCCGUAUUACUGGGUCACCCACCAGAGAGAGCCUGCAUGGGAUGUGCUGAACUAUGACAGGAGCACAGACCCGAGUCAUAACAGCUGGCCUGCAGAGAUGGACAAAGAGGACCUGGACUGGCUCACCAAACCGACAAGUCAGUAUGGCUCUGAGGUCAUCUACGUCACCAGAACACAACGGGAUGAACUUGACCCUGACUUCGCCCAGAACUCUGCAACGCACCGAGGUGAGGUACAGGAAAAAGUGGUUGUGUCCACCGUACAGCCAAGCACCAGCUCUAGCUCCACGUCAGACUGGUACUAUGACAAUGUGGAAGAGGGGACUACUACGGCUCUUCCACUCCAUUCCACCUCUACAGUAGUGGGAGGAGCUGCAAAUUUGUGGCCUAAAGUUUCUCCUUCCACUCAGAGCCCAGGAGAUUCCAGCCACCGGCAGGAAACGGGGGAGCUACAAGCAGAAAUGUCUGAUUUCCCAGAAGAUGAAUCAAAAGAGCAAAUAACAUGUGUGGGGGUUGCCCGCUCUCAUGGCCCUGCUGCUCCCAGUGAGUUCACUUCUUCCCCGCCCCUCCUGGGCGGCGACGGGGGGAGUGGAGACAGCCAGGAUUCUGUCAAAGAGGACCAGGAUCUGAGACAGAGCGGCACUUGGCUAUUGGUCGGCCUCCUCGUGCCCAUCUGCAUCUUCAUCGUGGUGAUGGCGGCGCUUGGCAUCGUCUUCUGCACCCGCUGCACCUCUCAGCCCAAAAACAAGAAGAGCAGCGACUGUUACCACUGGAUCUCGGGCGCCCACGACAAGCAGGGAGGCGCCGACCCGUCAGCGGGGGCCAAGGCGCAGGUUUAACCAAACAAGGGAUGGACUGACUGUCACAGAAACUCGGCGGUGACCGAGAGCGCGGCUGAACCUUUGACUGCGUGCUGUUGAACAUCAGCUGACAGACGGGGGGCCGCGUGGACCCCUGACCCUUCAUGGGAAAGGCCCGUCUGAGUGAUUAACUGCUUAAACACUGACCACACAGGGAUGCUCACUUAGUGAUUGCACUACAAAUUUUGAGAAUUGUUUUCAUACAUAUAUAUAAUUGUAAUUACCCUUUUUAUUAUCAAUGUUUUCCUGAGCAGUCACUGUAAAUAUGGGUUAAACCAAACACUUCUUUGUAUAUACUGUUCAUUCUGUAUAUUUAUGUAUGUUUCAUGUCGUGUUUUUUAAAAGAAUACUUUUUUUCCUGCACCUCAUAAAGCCGGUGUCACGCUGAGGGCUUUAGCACAUGGACUCCAUCAGAGACCCGUGUCUGCUUUAAGGGGGUUUUCCGCUAUCCCUGGCUUUUAUUUGCAGAGGUGUUCAGGAGUCCUCUCCACACAGGCCGUGAUUUACAGAAACUCUUUCUUCGCCCUUAAAGACGGCUGUCAGUUCCCGCUGUCUGCACGCCGGUUUUAUGGCUCCAGAUGUGCGUGGAGCUCCUCUCGCCCCGGGAGACAGAAGAGACGCAGCCCCGAACCAAACGUUCACACUGAAGGUGUUAGAGGUUCAAAGUUCCAGCAACAACUGAUAUCUCUUUUGUAAAGCUUUGAAUUAAAAAUGUUGACCUUCUUUGUGAAA